AUGGGAGAUAACCACACUCCGAUGCCCCUAGAGCGGUCGGUUCUCAUCCUAUAUGGAAGUGAGACGGGUAAUGCGCAAGAAGUGGCCGAGGAAUUGGGCGCCUUGACAGAGCGACUUCGUUUUGCAACGCAUGUAUCCGAGUUGAACCAAUGCAAGCCGGAAACACUUUUCUCUUACACGCUUACUAUAUUCGUGGCGUCAACCACUGGACAAGGUGAUUUACCCGCGAACGCGCGCUUGUUCUGGAAGUCGCUUCUGCUAAAGAAGCUGCCUCCGACAUUCUUGAACGGAAUAAAUUUUGCUUGUUUUGGGUUAGGAGAUACCUCGUAUCCCAAAUUCAAUUGGGCAAUUCGCAAGCUCUAUAAACGCCUACUGCAGCUCGGUGCAAAUGAAAUUUAUCCUACAGGCGAAGCAGAUCAGCAGCAUCCAGAAGGACUAGAGGGAACAUUUUUACCAUGGAUGACAGAUUUCCGAAAGCAUUUGCUAGAUAGACAUCCUCUCCCUGCUGGGCAGCAUCCAAUCCCAGAUGACGAACAGCUUCCACCAAAGUGGAUAUUGCAGUUAGGGAAGAAAAAAGAGUCUGCCCCAGCGUCCGAACCUUUCGUCACGGAAGCAAGCCAAGUUCCAGAUGAAUACCCAGGGCUACACAAUCUCGACCACGAUCUUCGUCCGAUUCCACAAACUCUAUCCGCGACAUUGACUGAAAAUCGACGGGUGACCCCGCAAAAUCAUUGGCAGGAUGUGCGCCAUGUCACCUUAAUCGUCCCAGAAACUGUCUCUUACGUCCCCGGAGACAUGAUUACCAUUACACCGAAGAGUAAUGUAACUGAUGUUCAAACUCUUAUCGAUCUGAUGGGAUGGCAAGAUCAGGCAGAUCAGCCAGUUUCCCUUGUCCCGACUGGAACCUCGCCUUCUCCGCCUCCCAUUCCCAAUCUUGACUCAUACCCAAACCUUACCCUCCGCGCACUCCUCAUAGAUUAUCUCGACAUCAAGGGAAUACCGCGAAGGUCUUUCUUCUCAACCAUUGCACACUACACAACCGAUGAAAUGCACAAAGAACGUUUAUUAGAGUUUACAAACCCCGAGUAUCUUGACGAACUAUGGGAUUAUACGACACGCCCACGUCGCAGUAUACUCGAGAUCCUGCACGAGUUUGAUACGGUCAAAAUCCCCUGGCAGCACGCGAUAUCUGUUCUUCCCGUCAUGCGUGCCCGCCAAUUCAGCAUCGCUAGUGGCGGGAAGCGCAAGGAGACAGUGGAUGGCAAAACACAAUUCGAACUACUAAUUGCAAUUGUCAAGUACCAAACAGUGAUCAAGAGAAUCCGCGAGGGUGUCUGCACCAAAUAUCUUUCCGUACUACGACCAGGCAGUACACUAAAAGUUCAGCUCCAACCAGGCGGUCUCAACUCUUCAGUGCAGCAACUCACUGGAGCAACUGUACUUAUCGGACCAGGAACUGGAAUUGCACCACUGAGAUCCAUGCUUUGGGAGAAGGCAGCUCUAGUCCAGGCCUACCGCGAGCAAAACCCAGGCGUAAAUCCACCCAUCGGCGCAACAGUCCUUCUCUAUGGCGGUCGAAACCGUGAAUCUGAUUUCUUCUUCGAAGAGGAGUGGACGGAGCUCAGCAAACUCAUUCCUCUCCAGGUCCUGACCGCGUUCUCGCGGGACCAACAGCGUAAAGUCUACGUACAAGAUACCGUGCGCGAGAACUUCCCGCUCUUCUUCCGCCUGCUGCAUGAUAUGCAGGGAUCAGUCUAUAUUUGUGGCUCCUCAGGACGCAUGCCUCAGGCGGUACGCGAAGCCCUUAUUGAGGCGUUCCAGCACGGAGGUGCUCCUGUGCCAGGGCAGCCAUUCACCCGGUCCCAGGCUGAGGAGUAUCUCAUCGGAAUGGAGAAGAUUGGCCGGUACAAGCAAGAAACUUGGUAA
Molecule: messenger RNA, 1926 nt
Organism: Penicillium soppii
Lineage: Eukaryota; Fungi; Ascomycota; Eurotiomycetes; Eurotiales; Aspergillaceae
Gene: tah18
Product: NAPDH-dependent diflavin reductase
Exons: 4
Coding region: 1-1926 (641 amino acids)
Cellular component (GO): cytosol
Molecular function (GO): FMN binding; flavin adenine dinucleotide binding; NADPH-hemoprotein reductase activity
Source: RefSeq, a predicted model, not a curated record